UCGGUGGGCCAAUCGACACACGCGCAUUAGCGUGCCGAGCGGACGUGCAAGAGGCGUUUCGAAACGCGACGCAGCCGACGGCGCCGCCGCGACUUUGCUCGCAGCCCCGGGCUGCCCCCCGGCGCCACCAUUGCCGAGCGCCCGGCCCUGAAAGACAUCGGCGGCAGGAUGUCUGAGACUGAAAACGGCGCCCCGAAGGCGCCCGACAAGGCCAUGCAGCACGCUUUACUCAAAGAAAAACGCGCUCAUGAAACCUGCGAACGGCUAAGGGCGCAGUGCAAGACGCAGGCGUCAUUGAUGUGCCGGCUCUUCGCUACGAAGUUGCAGGAACAACAAGCGAUCUGCGCUCGAGCUAUCUCAGCGCCGCCGGGAGAACGCGCACAAGUCCAAGCGGAAGCCGAUGCCUUCGGCGCGUCGACGCGGUGGAUCCUCGAGGAGGCCGCCGCUGCCGGUCUAGCUCAGGCUCGCGACAAGGAAGUAGAAGCUCUACGAGAGGAGAACGAGACGCUACGGAAGAAGGUUUCGGAGCUAGAGACGAAGUUAAUAGAUAACAACGCCAUUAUCAUCGAACCGGAGGAGCCGCAAUCAUCGUUGCUCAUGCGGCGGCUCGAAGAUGAGAGGGAUAAAUGUCGGGACGAGGCUCGGGCAGCUAGAGGUAGAGUAUUGGAGCUGGAAGGAGGCAUGAACGCGCGGCAAGCGGUCGACGGCGAGGUCGCCGCGCUCAGGAGGGAGGUCGCGGCACUACGAGCGUCGUCGAAUGGUCACACCGUCGACCCGGACGAGAUCAAGCGCCUCAAGAAGGAACACAAGGCCGCUCUGAAGGCCGCGCUGCGCGACGGCGGUUCCUCAUCGGAGCGCGAGAAGGAGGAGUUGAUGGCGGCCAUGGAGCGGGAAGUGGAGCAGGCGCGCUCGCGGCGUCCUUCACGCCCUCGACGCGACUCGUGGCCAUCAGACGAGGUCGUGGGUGGUUUCUUUUUUGAUUUUGAGCACACAGGUCGUCGGCGAGGAGCGCGCGCGCUUCGACAAGGAACGAUCUCGGCUCGAGAAGGAGCUCCGGAGGGCGAAGAAGGGCUCGAAGGCCUCCGGUCAACAACUAGCUGUAUUGCGAGACCAAGUCAGGGCCGCCAAGACGGAGAUCCAAGCAGCUAAACAGGACGCGAAACGCAUCCUGCAAGAGUUACCUCAGCUCGCGAAGCAGACCUGUCACUUAUUAAUGAAACAGUGCGGCAAUAUGGCCCACGAGGUCCAGGAGGCGAAACGGAAAUACCACAAGGAGUUGGCUGAAAGAAAGCGAUUACAUAACCUGGUCCAGGAGCUGCGGGGCAACAUCCGCGUCUACUGUCGCGUGCGACCGGUGUCGUCGAGAGAGCUGGAGAACGGCGGCGACGAGGGCUGCAGGCAAUGCGUGCAAUUCCCGGAGGACGGGAUUUCGGUGGAAGUGCGAAGUGCGAAGAAGGAGAAGACCUUCGAGUACGACCAGGUCUUUGCCUGCGACUCGACGCAGGAAAAAGUUUACUCCGAGAUCGCGGAUUUGGUCGUGUCCGUGUUAGAUGGCUACAACGUGUGUAUCUUCGCGUACGGGCAGACCGGUCUUGUUUCGGCGUCCCGUUUUCUUGCCCAUACGCCAUCGACGCUCCCUCGACGCAGGCUCGGGCAAGACCUACACCAUGAACGGCCCGCCCGAAAAUAGAGGAUGCAACCUCCGGGCCCUCCACGAUUUGUUCGUCAAGUCCAAGGAACGACGUAGAGAUCAGAUCGAGGACGUCAUCACGGUGUCGGUCCUCGAGAUCUACAACGAGUCCAUCCGAGAUUUAUUGAGGGACCCCUCGAAGGGCCUGAAGAAGCUCGAGGUGCGACGGGGCGAGCGGGGCAACUACGUCCCUGAUUUGACGACGGUCGAGGUGCACGACGACGCCGAGGUGUUGGAAUUGAUGGACAUGGCCGACUCCGUGCGCGCGGCCGCGUCCACGGACAUGAACGAGCACUCUUCGCGUAGUCACAUGCUGUUGAGUGUCCAUGUCGAUACUUUGCAUAAAUCUUCGGGCAUGCGGACGUUCAGCAAGUUACACCUCGUGGACCUGGCCGGUUCGGAACGCAUCAACAAGUCGAACGCCACGGGCCAAGCUUUGAAAGAGGCCCAGAACAUCAACAAGUCUCUGAGUGCCUUAGGUGAUGUCAUCGCGGCGCGCGGGGCCGACCAGAAGCACGUCCCGUUCCGCAAUUCGACACUCACACACUUACUGCAAGAUAGUAUCUCGCAGGACUCCAAAACGCUCAUGUUCUGCUGCAUCUCGCCCGUGACCUAUAAUGUGGACGAGACCUUCUGCACGCUCAACUUCGCCAGUCGUGUGGGCAACGUCGAGCUUGGGAAGGCUUCCAAACAAGUUGUUGGUGGGGGGAAGGCGCGGCGGUGAUCUGGGUAAGUUUUUUCUGUUAAA
Messenger RNA from Pelagomonas calceolata, 2438 nucleotides. Lineage: Eukaryota; Pelagophyceae; Pelagomonadales; Pelagomonadaceae. The record is from the annotation of a GenBank genome assembly.